This is a messenger RNA of Sander lucioperca (pikeperch), 2470 nucleotides long. Its product is annotated as basic salivary proline-rich protein 1-like. The transcript is spliced from 5 exons. Bases 83 to 2152 code for a protein of 689 amino acids. NCBI's taxonomy places the organism in Eukaryota, Metazoa, Chordata, Actinopteri, Perciformes, Percidae. The record is from RefSeq and is a predicted model, not a curated record.
CACUUCAACUGAUGACUUUUUGCACCUAGAGUUCUACUUAAGACCUACUGUCACUGACAAAAGGACUUUUUACGUGGAAAAUAUGGACCAACGCUGCAAGUGGAUAAGAGCCUUUGUUCAAAACCCCAACCGGCCCAGCAGCCCACGGCUCAUCCAAUGUAGGAUCCCAGCGCCAGCCUCCCAGAGUGGCUUCCCACCUGGCACUGACCCUGGCUCCUCAGCUGGAAAGCCGCUGAGUCUGGAGAUGGACCAACGCUACAAGUGGACAAGAGCCUUUGUUCCAAACCCCAACCGGCCCAGCAGCCCACGGCUCAUCCAACGUAGGAUCCCAGCGCCAGCCUCCCAGAGUGGCUUCCCACCUGGCACUGACCCUGGCUCCUCAGCUGGAAAGCCGCUGAGUCUGGAGAUGGCACUCAAUGCUCCUCGGCCGUUAUGGGGCGGCCCUAAGCCGCAGUGGGUGAAAAACAUGGAGGUUUGUAUGGAGAGGAGAAAGGAGUUUGGUGGUUGGCACAAAAGUGUCACUGAACCUGCAGGUAAGUCUGACUAUGGUUCCUUCACUAGGCCCCACCAAAAAGCUCCUUUUGGCUCCCCACAUUUCUACAGCUUUUCACCUUUUCCUUCGCCCCGUGGCUCCCCACGUGGGUCUGACCCUGGCUCUCCAAGUGGCCGCCCUUGUGGCCGCCCUUGUGGCUCUAACCCUGGCUCUCCAAAUGGCUCCCCACAUGGCUCCAACCUUGGACUUCCAUGUGGCCCCCCUUGUGGCUUUAACCUUGGCUCUCCAAGUGGUUCCCCACUCGGCUCUAAUCCUGGCUCUCCAAAUGGCUCCCCACAUGGCUCGGACCCUGGCUCUCCAAGUGGCUCCCCACGUGGCUCCAACCCUGGCUCUCCAAAUGGCUCCCCACAUGGCUCGGAGCCUGGCUAUCCAAGUGGCUCCCCACGUGGCUCCAACCCUGGCUCUCCAAAUGGCUCCCCACAUGGCUCGGACCCUGGCUCUCCAUGUGGUUCCCCACGUGGCUCCAACCCUGGCUCUCCAAGUGGUUCCCCAUGUGGCUCCAACCCUGGCUCUCCAGGUGCCUCCCCACAUGGCUCUGACCCUGGCUCUCCAAGUGGCUCUCCAAAUGGCUCCCAACAUGGCUCUGACCCUGGCUCUCCAGGUGCCUCCCCACGUGGCUCUGAGCCUGGUUCUCCAAGUGGCUCCUCACGUGGCCCUAACCCUGGCUCUCCAUGUGGCUCCCCACAUGGCUACGACCCUGGCUCUCCAAGUGGCUCCCCAUGUGGCUCCAACACUGGCUCUCCAAAAGGCUCCCCACAUGGCUCUGACCCUGGCUCUCCAAGUGGCUCUCCAUGUGGCUCUCCAAGUGGCUCCCAACAUGGCUCUGACCCUGGCUCUCCAGGUGCGUCCCCACGUGGCUCUAAGCCUGGUUCUCCAAGUGGCUCCCUACGUGGCCCUAACCCUGGAUCUCUAUGUGGCUCCCCACGUGGCUCUGACCCUGGCUCUCCAUGUGGCUCCCCACAUGGCUAUGACCCUGGCUCUCCAAGUGGCUCCCCACGGGGCUCUCACCCUGGCUCUCCAAGUUGCUCCCCAUGUGGCUCUGACCCUGGCUCUCCUAUUGGCUCCAGUGAGCUUCCACUGUUAUGGAGCAACCCAGAGCUGAAGUGGGUGAAGAACAUGACACUUUUGAUAAAGAGGGGAAAUCCAUUUGGCAGCAAGAGAACCGCUGAACCUGCAGGUAACUCUGACUCUGGCUCUUCAAGUGGCUCCCCUUCUAGCUCUGACUCUGGCUCUUCAAGUGGCUCCCCUUCUAGUUCUGACUCUGGCUCUUCAAGUGGCUCCCCAUGUAGCUCUGACACUGACGGGACCUUGUUAAAGGAGGGAUACUGUAGGCUGUCAGAUGAUCCUACCAAGGCCACUCAAACAACGCUGAAGAGGGUGACCUACUCUGACCAACCUCAGAUACCCACUUCACCUUUAAAAGCACGCCCCUCUAGAAGACCAGAUGCACCCAGUGCACCUCCGCCGUUAUGGAGGGGCCCUGAGCAGAAGUGGGUGAAGAACAUUAAGCUUUUAUUGAAAAGGAGAAACCAGAGCAGGGGGCGCAAGAGAGCCGCUCAACCUGCAGGUAAGUCUGCAGGUAAGCGCUUUUGUCUUUAAUUUCAUUUUUAAUUCAGUUUUUCUGACUUAAUUGUGCUAAACUGAGUUGAAUUUAUUUGAAUAACUUUAAAUUGAAUUGCUUUGAAUCUUUUGAAUUUGUAUUUAAUUAAUUUGAAUUGAUCUGAAUGUAUUUAAAUUGAAUUUAGUAAUUGCUUGGAAUUUAAAUGCUUGGAAUUGCUUUGAAUUAUUUGAUUUGAUUUUUAUUUAUUUGAAUUGAACAGAAUUUAUUUGAAUUGCUUUGAAUUUAAUUGCUUUGAAUUGAUUUGAAUUAUUUGAAUUGCUUUAAACUGAAUUGAUUUGAAUUGGUUUAAACUGAAU